Molecule: messenger RNA, 939 nt
Organism: Aspergillus heteromorphus CBS 117.55
Lineage: Eukaryota; Fungi; Ascomycota; Eurotiomycetes; Eurotiales; Aspergillaceae
Exons: 1
Coding region: 49-939 (296 amino acids)
Biological process (GO): protein processing
Cellular component (GO): Dsc E3 ubiquitin ligase complex; endoplasmic reticulum
Source: RefSeq, a predicted model, not a curated record
CACCCUCACCCUCUCACCCUUCCUCGACACCACCAAACCCAAAGAAACAUGUCGACCCCCUCAUCCGCCAAACCAACAACCCCCCUAACCCUAGACGCCCACCCCCCCGCCGAACCCCUCUGCGUAACGAUCCGUUUCUCCGCCUCGAUCACCGACCUACCCCUCGACAUCUUCUCCCCCGAAACCACCACCUCGGCGGGGCUCAAACAACUCAUCCGCACGCGCCUACCCCCCAACCUCUCCUCGCACCGUCUCCGUCUCAUCCACGCCGGCCGUGGCCUCGAAGACAAAACCCCGCUCUCCGUGUCCCUAAAACUGCCGCCAACGCCCACCCGAAGCCCCCGACCCGAAGCCAAUGAUGGAGAAUCAGACAGCAAAGACAAGGGUAAGGGGAAAGCGCCGGUCCGCAACAACAACAACAACAAACCCCGUCUGUACAUCCACUGUUCCAUCGGGGAUAUUGUUCUCUCGGAAGCUGAUCUCGCCGCUGAAGCUGCGAUCGCGUCCACACUCCACGAGCAGCAGCGGGAACAGCGGCAGCGACGGCGGUCUUCGCUGUCGGAUGGGGGACACAGGAAGGAUGGUGCGCAGCAGAAUACCCAGCAGCAACAGCAACAGGAAGGCCAGUCUAGCACUACGACGCCCGCGCCCCGGGGCUUUGAUCGGCUAUUAUCGGCGGGGUUCACGGCGGCGGAGGUGGCGGGCCUUCGAUCGCAGUUUCUGGCUGUGCAGUCGGUGUCACGGACACCGGAUACGAUGCCGACGGGGGCGGAGUUGCGGGAGCUAGAGGAUCGGUGGAUGGAUGAGGGGUCGUCGGCGGCGGCGAUGGCGGCGGGGGGUGGGGAGGCCGGGGACGGGGGGUGUCGUUUACGGAUGAUGAUGGGGGGUUUGGGGCUGGGUCGCGUGGCGCGAUGGAUGAUAUGCUUUGGGGAGCGGUGA